AACUAAUAAAACCAUAAUAGUGACAAUAUUGCGCAAAACGCGCGUUCUGGAUCUCAUGAAUAUUAAUGUUGCGUCAUUAAUAUUACGCAGGAGCGUCGUCCACGUGACGUCUUUAUACUCCCGCCUCUACAGGUGACGCAUUUUCCGCCAAGAUGGUUGUCGGUGCCUUUCCGAUUGCAAAGCUGCUCUAUCUGGGCGUACGACAAUUAAGCAAACCGGUGGCUAACAGGAUAAAAGCAGGGGCGCGGAGAAGCGAAUUCUUUAAGAAUUAUAUCUGCCUUCCUCCAGCUCAAGCGUAUCACUGGAUCGAGAUGAGAACAAAGAUGAGAAUUAUGGGUUUCCGUGGCUCCACCAUCAAACCCCUGAAUGAAGACGCAGCUGCAGAGCUCGGAGCAGAGCUGCUCGGGGAAGCUAUCAUUUUCCUCAUCGGCGGAGGUUGCAUGGUGCUCGAGUACAGCCGCCAGGCCACCAACUCCAGGCGCAAAGAAGAGGAGCUUGCACAAAACAUUAACAGCCUUCAGACACAACUAGGAGAGCUUGCGCUAGCCACAGAGACACUGGACGCCCAGAUCAGAGAGGUUAAUAGACUUCUGUUGUCCUUCCCGGCCGCUCCAAGUAACAAGUAACGACAUGCAUCGCUAAAAUACGCCUGUUCUAAGAAGGGCAAAGAGACUGAUUUAUGAAAACAUAUCAGUAGUGGUGCAGCACUGCCAUAUAUACACACACACACACACACGCUCAAAGUCUUGGUUCGGCCAUUUCACACAAACAACGGAACCCAAAGCUGUACAAACGAAGAAGGAACAGAGAGUUUGUGUGUGAUUUUUGAGUGACUGGUCACCAGCAUCACAUUUUUUCGUUAUGUUUGGUUGGAUGAUGCCAUUUUCAGUCGAAGGUUCUAGUUGUUUGAUGACUCUUUAAACCAUCGCCAGUGCUUGACCGCUCAUCGGUUUGGAGGUUGAUUUCAUAAUGUUUUCUUCAUAUAAUAUGCUGAUCGUUUAUUAAUGAUUUGAAAAUGCACUUGAGUUUUCGAUACUUGAAUCACAAAAUCCAUAUAGUAAAUAUGGAUGUGUCCCUCGAUAUAGGAAACAGAGAGCUGUCUCUGUGUGUCCUGCAAGAAAAUCCCCGUUACAUUAAAAGACAGCUGUGUUUAAUAUGGCAUGUGUAUAUGGGUGUAUAUUUAUGAUUGUAAAAUAAAGUGAAAUAUUCUGA
Messenger RNA from Puntigrus tetrazona (Sumatra barb), 1212 nucleotides. It is a transcript of the gene opa3, whose product is annotated as outer mitochondrial membrane lipid metabolism regulator OPA3. Gene Ontology annotation, cellular component: mitochondrion. The record is from RefSeq and is a predicted model, not a curated record. Lineage: Eukaryota; Metazoa; Chordata; Actinopteri; Cypriniformes; Cyprinidae. The transcript is spliced from 2 exons. Bases 153 to 626 code for a protein of 157 amino acids. Gene Ontology annotation, biological process: regulation of lipid metabolic process.